GAGUUCCUGUUCUUCCCUGAGAUAGAAACUGUCUCUGUUCAUUGUGGUUCAGUCUGUUGGAGGAUGAGGAUGAACAUCUGCAGCUGCCUGUUAGCUUUAGUUCUGGGCUGUAAUGUGACAGCAGAAAUAAUCCAUCAAAUAGUUGAGGAGAAGGAACAUGUCUCUCUGCGUUGUUCUCACUCUGUGGAGGGUAAACUGACGUGGAGCAGAGAGAUUAAUGGAAACACAGUUGACAUAUUAAUAGUUGAUGGUGACGGAGAGCAAAGAUUCAAUGACCCCCACAAACGAUAUGGUUCAGCUGUAGAUAAGUCACUGCACAUCAGGAGAACGAAUGUCUCAGACUCUGGAAAAUACUUGUGUAAUAAUGAAGCAGCUGUGGAACUGACGGUGAUCCCAUCAGGAACAACAAUAGUCAGUAUUGCAGAGAAGUCCAACGUCACUCUGACAUGUCCUGAUGUUGUUGGAGGGUCACAUGUUCCAACAUGGACCAGAGAGAUUGAUGGAAAACAACAACAAAUCAGGCGUCAUGUUUCAGCUGUUGACAAGUAUCUGAAUAUACCAGACGUGCAGCCUGGUGACUCUGGACUGUACUACUGUGAUGGAAAACCAGCUGCAAAUCUAAACGUGACCAAAGGUGAUCAGUCUGAGAGAGAUGAUAAUACAGGACCAACAUCACCUACAGCAACUUCUAUAACAUCACCAUCAUCUAAAAACACAGAAGCAAACAGGACAUCACCAUCAACAACCCCAACUACAACUACAGCAACAAUAACUGUACCAGCACCACCAAAAACAACAACGGAGGGAGAGAAACAUAAAAAAAAAACAUCACCUACAACAACUUCUACAACAUCACAACCAGCUACAAACACAGAUGAUGAUGAAGAAUCACCAUCUGAUGAAAACAAAGAAGAUGAUGAAGGAUCAACAUCACCUACAACAACUUCUACAACAUCACAACCAGCUGCAAACACAGGACCAACAUCACCUACAACAACUUCUACAAUAUCACCACCUGCUAAAAACACAGAUCAGAAGCCAAUUCUUAUUUGGGUGGUGGGGAUAGUUGUUUCCUUCCUCCUCGUCCUCAUCAUCAUCACCGUCUACUGUGCUUGGAGGUGUAAAAGACGAGGGACUGAAGAAAUACACCACAUCUACGAUGGGAUACAAGAUGAAGGGUUGAACCCUACAAAGCGUGUGGAAAGCUCUGGUGGACCAUCAGCUGAAUACUGCCUGGUGACUUUCCCAGGUGGAUCAAAGCAAAAUGAACCCACAUGUUGCACCAUCCCUGAUCCUCCACCAACAGGAAACAAGACCGACGCAUCUCUAACUGAUUCGCCGUAUUCCAUGAUUACCAAACCUUUGCCUGAUGGUAAAACAGGUACACCGCAGCUGAAUGACCCGACGUAUUCCUUACUGGAGAAACCCAAAGUGCUUGAGAACAAUGACCAAUACCUGCAUAGUUUUAAAUAAACAUUUAGCUUCUGUCAGGCAAAAAUGUACUUCUGAAAGCGUUGUUUGUUGCAAAAUAUGGAAAGAAAAAUGCUUAUUCCUAAGUUUUGGAGGUGAAGAUUAAGACUGUUUCAAUGCGACUUUGGUACCAGUAUUAUAUUCUAUUUUAUUAUAUUCCUGCAAUCCUUUUAAUAUAUUUUUAAUAAACAUUUUGUUGUAAAAAAAAAAAAAAAAGAAAGAAAGUUAAAACAGGACCAGGAAACAAAAUGCUUUCAUGUGCUCUGUUGCUUUGUUUGAGUUGAACUGUUCAAAGACGGGAUGGACAGUACUUGCAAUAGACUGUAUUUUGUUUAUGGUACAAUACAGUGACUAUGUUCAUGUUAUCUUCAGUUAAAGCAAUUGUGUCUGAUACUGUUAUGAGUAUUGAUAAUAAAAAGAUGUGUUUGUUUCUC
Thunnus maccoyii (southern bluefin tuna) is the source of this 1904-nucleotide messenger RNA. Its product is annotated as integumentary mucin C.1-like. The record is from RefSeq and is a predicted model, not a curated record. Lineage: Eukaryota; Metazoa; Chordata; Actinopteri; Scombriformes; Scombridae. The coding region runs from base 64 to 1473 and encodes 469 amino acids. The transcript is spliced from 16 exons.